CGCAGGCAAGAUAUUCCAGCAUUCAUUCACUACCUCCGCCUGGUCAAGAUCUCGUCGGCUACAAUCUAUGCAAGCCUAUCUCCCAAGGCAUCGAGCCCAACCCUGCACAUCGAGUCCUGUCAGAUUAGUCAGAAUGCUUGUCUUCGACAUAAUAUGUAUCAUUAAUCCUGGUCCACCUCUUCGAUCGCUAUCCUGAUCCAUACCCAUAUACCUCUCUCUAUUCACUUCCACCAACCCGGACAAACCCUCUCAACCACCAUCAAGCUGGCUUGGUUCUGGGCAACACCACCGUCCUCGGAUCCUCCUAGUCCUUUCCCCUCUCCGUCGAGCUCAACGCCCUCUGAGCCGCCGAAACACUUCCUCUCCAGACGCCACCUCCCAUCCUCUCCCACAGCACCUCGCCCAGCACACAAACCCAUAAUGUCUCAACCGACACAGCUACCACCACUCACGCCGCAGUUUUGCUUCAACACACGUGUCCUGCGGGACUUUCUCCGCCUGUCGCGGUCGACGAUAGACGAUAGCAUAUCGACAAACCUCAACGCCUUGCUCACCCCCAGCACCGCCCGACCGUUCACCUCGACCUCGACCUCGACCCGCUCACCACCAACGCUACCACAUCAGCGCAUUCCCGCGUCCACCAGUUCCGUGUUUCUAAGCACGGUGCUGUUCCCAACCUGGCAAGCCCGCAGCGACGUCAUACACUACUGCACCUCAGUUGCGACGAGUCCCGACCCCUCAGACCCAGACUUGAUUGAGCGGGAGGCUCUGAAUAGGAAAGAUGCCGAGCGGAUUGUGGAUGAGCGGUUAGAUCCGUAUUCGGGGAGGUUCUUCCCGAGAGAAGGCAGAGCCGAGACCCUGGCAGGGUUGCUGAGGAACGAAAAUGCCGUCGAGGGUAUUGUCAGGCAGAGGACAUGGACUGUGGUUGCAGAACGGUGCGACGGCGUCGAGAAUGACGCAAGCUGGGAGGCUGCCUUGGACACAUGGAGGGAAAGGCAGCAGCGGUAAAAACCGGCGAAUGGUACGGACAUCCAUGGCUGCGAUGAUACCCGAUCAUGAAAAAGAACGGUGCAGUUUCUGGUUUCGCAUAUCCGCUUGAAGGUCUAUGACCUGAUUGACAGCAUGCCCUGGAAGGAAACUUGUUGCAUAUCCCGGACAUUAGGAUAGCUCAAAAACUUGUAUAUACAUGGAUAGACAGGCACUCCGCUCCACGAAACGGAAAUGACUUGAUUCUGGUUAGACAAACUAC
Molecule: messenger RNA, 1249 nt
Organism: Exophiala mesophila
Lineage: Eukaryota; Fungi; Ascomycota; Eurotiomycetes; Chaetothyriales; Herpotrichiellaceae
Exons: 1
Coding region: 421-1008 (195 amino acids)
Cellular component (GO): mitochondrial intermembrane space; mitochondrion
Source: RefSeq, a predicted model, not a curated record